Punica granatum (pomegranate) is the source of this 830-nucleotide messenger RNA. Lineage: Eukaryota; Viridiplantae; Streptophyta; Magnoliopsida; Myrtales; Lythraceae. The record is from RefSeq and is a predicted model, not a curated record.
ACGGCAGGAAGCAGUUGGCAACAUUAAUUAUGGAUAGUGCAUAUUAUCUUCAUCUCUUUCCCGCCUCACCCCAUUGAUCAUCCAUCUAUAUAUAAUCCCUACUGUUUAUCCUUCUGUGGACAUCGCCUUCCUUCGCAAUUCCGGUCCUAUGUGAUGGGAAGACAACCCAGGAGUGGAUCAAGGACAUCUGCAUGCACACUUAUGUGCCAGCGGAAUUUGUCUUCUGCAGCAAGACCUUUGAUGAGCACAUCAAGAGCCCCGACACCGACAUCGUCGGCUUGGCCCAAAUCACGAUUGAGCAGUCCCUCUACAACGCGACCAACACCCAGAACCUUGUUCUCAGUCUGCUCAAAGACGCAACAGGACCAGCGCCGCUAAAGGAUGCUCUCAUCACAUGUAAGAGCUCUUAUAAGACACUGGUCGAGUCGUUCCAGCAGGCCUCCUCAUACUUUAGCCAGAAUGAUUACCAGAAAGUGAUUGAUACUGAGAGCCCUGGGUCCCUUGCACAGGACAAGUGCCACAGGAGCUUGACUAAAGUUCCACGGAGCGAUCCCCUGAAUUCCUUGGUGGAGAGUGACAGCCAGAUGAGGAUUCUUGUUUCUAUGUCUCUGGUCACUGCGAAAUAUCUCGUGAGCCCAUGACGUGAUGAGUCUUCUCAAAUUUUUUACUGCUACUUAGUUUCAGCAAUAGGUCUGAAAAAGUAGAUAAAAAUAUCAAAUUUAGAUAUUUGUACCUUGUUGAGGUAAGGAACCAUGGCAUAUAUGUUUGGAUUAGAUUCCAUUUUGCGAGAGUUGAAAAAGCACUAUCUCGUUGAAAGGUUCUCUGUCCCC